Rangifer tarandus platyrhynchus (Svalbard reindeer) is the source of this 327-nucleotide messenger RNA. The record is from the annotation of a GenBank genome assembly. Lineage: Eukaryota; Metazoa; Chordata; Mammalia; Artiodactyla; Cervidae.
AUGAAUCCCAUGCCCUCUGAGAUCUCCGAGAUCGCCGGCACCUUCUGUGGCCUGCCCGGGGACUUUCACACGGGUACUCCAUGCAGCUCCCGCGGCCCCAGCAGCACGUGGUUCUCUGAUACCCACAGCUCCGCCAUGGGCCUACACCCCUCUGUAUCCACAAGACACAGACCUGACAAGGCAGCCCUGUUCCAGGCCUUCUGCAGAUUGCUGGGCGCCCGCAACAGGCCCUGUAGUGAGGACACGGAGCCUUGGGUCCACGUGGAGAACUGUGUCCACGAGCCCUGUGCCGCACGGUGGUCAGGGCAGACUUGUGUGCUGUGCUGA